AUGGAAAAAGUUGUAGGAGAAGAUAUUGAGGAGACGAAAGAGCGCGGGAGGGGAACGCAGGGACAGUGGGUUAUGAAAUCUUUUGGGUAUGAGGAGUGGGGAUGGAGAUGUUUGAGAGUGUCUACUGAUGCAGCUGAAAAAAUGGGAUUCUCUCGAAUUCCAGAUACUAAUGUGGAAGAUGUAUCGGUCGAUGGAUUAGCUAUGAUAUACAGUACAGUUACUGAAGAUAGAAAACGAAAUUCCACUUUCCAUUCUUUUCUUCCGAGAGAAAUUGCUCUUGAGCGAGAAAACCAUUUGACCAUGUACGACAAUGGAAUUCCUCGUGCGAAUAAAGUUGUCUUUGGAAGCACUGAUCCAACAUCUACGAAGACUUUCGAGGCCAAGGUAAAAAAAAAAAAAGUAAUUAUUUGCUCUGGUGCGCUAGGUUCGCCGCAAGUGUUGAUGUUGAGCGGCAUUGGUCCUCGUCAACAUCUCGAAGAACACAAUAUCAAAGUCAUCCACGACCUACCCGAGGUGGGUUCCAAUUUCGACAAAAGACUCACCAUUAUUAACCAUAACCCUCAGAACGAUCGUCCAAGUAUCCCUGUGGCAUGGGAAAUCCCAAUUUCAAAAUCCAUCUUCCAAGUCGCCGUAUCCCCCUUAAAAGCCAUUCUCGAAUUCGUCGAAUAUCUUCUCUUUGGAACCGAUGCCAGCGGACCACACAUCAAAGAUUCCUCACCCCAGAAUAUCGAAGCUAUUCCCACAGAAACAUCUCCUCUUCAUCCCUCAAAAUCCCAAAAUCUAGUCCCGGAUAUCGAAUUAGUACCACUCGCCGUAAGCGCCAUGGAAGAUAUGAAAGAACACCAAUCGACAUUUUCCAAAAUGGGAAUCUUUUGCACCCUCGCUGUAAUCUGCAAUUCCCUAUCUCGCGGCAGCGUACGACUUAGAUCCUCACCCGCGCAUGCCUUUCCCGCCGUCGAUUUCGGCAUCUUUUCCAAUCCAAGCGAUAUGAUCCUCGCCCGACGCGCCGUCCAUCUCGCCCUUGCCUUCGGCAAAACCAUGCUCUCUGCCGGAUUUCCUCUCCUCCGUCCCGUCACCUUCUCAUCCGAGUCCCAAGAUCUCGAUUACGAAAUACGUUCCACUAUUCAUCGACAUGUCGCAUGGGUUCUGAAAGCCGAUGAAAAUGCUCCUGGGGUGGUAGAUAACGAAUUGCGUGUCCAUGGGGUGAAAGGUGUGAGAAUUGCAGAUGCAAGUGUUUUCCGUAAGAUUGUGAGUCAUCAUACGAUGGCUCCUGCGGCAAUGGUUGCGACAAGAUCUGCCGGUUUCGUGGUGGAUGCGCAGAAGAAUAGUUAA
This is a messenger RNA of Botrytis deweyae, 1332 nucleotides long. RefSeq lists its product as uncharacterized. The transcript is spliced from 7 exons. Lineage: Eukaryota; Fungi; Ascomycota; Leotiomycetes; Helotiales; Sclerotiniaceae. The coding region runs from base 1 to 1332 and encodes 443 amino acids. Gene Ontology annotation, molecular function: flavin adenine dinucleotide binding; oxidoreductase activity, acting on CH-OH group of donors. The record is from RefSeq and is a predicted model, not a curated record.